AUGGCACCGAGUCUUGCUAUGGUUCAGGUAAUUCCUGGUGUCGUUUUACCCAUUAGGAUCUUCAUCAACCGGAAGCAGGUUGCCAAGAACAUCAAAGAAUCUCGCACAUCCUUUGAGACUCCUGUGCUGUCCAAUAACUCGAUAAUCAGGCUGAAAUCUCCGCUCGUGAGACUCUACUUAUCUAACACCGAUGCCAAGAAUUUGUGUGAGGACAUCAGAAAUGAGCUCAUGCUGGUACUUUACGAGCUUACCGCCAAAAACGUCAAUGACGAAAUAGUCAGUAAAGUGAAGAUCGGCAAUCUCGUGGAGUUCAAAGACGUACUGGAGAGGAUUCCUGCUAUAAAGAGCAUGUUUGGAGCGCAAACUGAGCUUUGCCAUCUUCUCACGCUCGAGAGAACAGGUAAAUAUCAAUACAAACUGCAUUACGACCACAAAUGGGGUUUGGACAUAUUUAUCACGGACAUCAGAAAACUCGUACGAAUUCGCAACAGUCUCUUAAUGCGGCUCUCACCUAAAGCCAAUGCUAUUCCAGGUGUGCCCAUGGUUAGAUUUUCCGGAAUGAAAAUUCUAAGACGCAUCAGAGAAGAGGUUCCUACGACGUUGACAAUCGAUGAUGAGCAAGGGAUUUUAAAAGAGAGUGAUGAGGAGCUCGAUGUGUCCCAAGUUGAUCUCGGUGAACACAGUUCUCUAACGGCCUCGAACUUGGAGCCAAAUAAACAAGACAAAAAACCGCAAUUCAAGUACGUUCAUCAGCCAAUGCUCAAUUUGGGUAACUGUAUCGACAUUCAUGUUUUGAAGAGACCCAGGCGAGGUAAGGCUAACUCAUGA
Lachancea nothofagi CBS 11611 is the source of this 828-nucleotide messenger RNA. The record is from the annotation of a GenBank genome assembly. NCBI's taxonomy places the organism in Eukaryota, Fungi, Ascomycota, Saccharomycetes, Saccharomycetales, Saccharomycetaceae.